This is a messenger RNA of Saccharomyces mikatae IFO 1815, 6126 nucleotides long. It is a transcript of the gene CCH1, whose product is annotated as calcium channel protein CCH1. The coding region runs from base 1 to 6126 and encodes 2041 amino acids. Gene Ontology annotation, biological process: calcium ion import across plasma membrane. Lineage: Eukaryota; Fungi; Ascomycota; Saccharomycetes; Saccharomycetales; Saccharomycetaceae. The record is from RefSeq and is a predicted model, not a curated record. Gene Ontology annotation, molecular function: high voltage-gated calcium channel activity; calcium ion binding. The transcript has a single exon. Gene Ontology annotation, cellular component: voltage-gated calcium channel complex; membrane.
AUGCAAGAAAAGAAGAGGACGCUCACGGAACCUUUCGAGCCAAGUACUAAUCCAUUUGAUGACAAUGCAGCUGUAUUGGCGGAAAGUGCUAAGGAAAACGUCGAAGGAAAUGGUGAUCGUCUAGGUUCAAAACUGCAGAAGUUAAUUCCACCGGCUUUAAACAUUGUACCACCAGAUAAUAAUGUUCACGGUAGUAGCGAGCAAAAAGACUUUGAUCAUAAUGAUAAAGAUAACUCCUUAGUAUCUAAUAUUUUCCGUACUCGUGUCGGAAGGAGUAGUCAUGAAAACUUGAGCAGGCCCAAGCUCUCACUUCAAACAGCCUCAUUUAGUGCCGUUGAAUCUUCCAGGUGUAAUGCUUCACCUUUGGUAGGAUCUUCCAAGUCUAGUUCACAGUAUAUUGAUUUAAAUGACGAAAGGCUGCGCAGGCGUAGCUUCAGUAAUUAUAGCCGAACGUCUAGUAGACGAGUUUCAAGUUCACCCAGUUCAACAGAUAGAGCCCCACGGUCAGCCAAGGUUUUAUCGUUAAUUGCCGCUGAUGAUAUGGAUGAUUUUGAAGAUUUGCAGAAAGAGUUCAAGAGUGCAAUAGAUGAAGAGGGUUUGACGUGGCUGCCCCAAUUGAAGUCAGAUAAAAGUCGUACUGGAUCUGUCAUUGGUGAAGAGGAAGGAAAGGAGGAAGAACAGGAGUCCAUACUUAAUGUACAUACACCCAAUGUGGGACCAAGUGCUACCCCAGGGUCAAUUCAUCUUACACCAGAGCCUGGACAAAGUACGUCAUUAUCUGAGGGCUUGGAAGGCUCUACGAAUAAUUCAAGAAAGAAAUCCAGUCCUAAGUUUUUUCAUCAUUUGUCACCGCAAAAAGAAGACAAAAAUCAAACUGAAGUUAUUGAGUAUACUGAAGAAAUUCUAGAUUUUGAAACCCUCCAAAAAAAAUUAGAAUCAAGGCCUUUCGUGCUUUAUGGAUAUUCUCUUGGCGUUUUCUCCCCUACGAAUCCACUCAGAAUAAAAAUUGCUCGUUUUUUAUUGCAUAAACGGUAUUCUUUACUUUACAACACUUUAUUGACAUUUUAUACUAUCCUCCUGGCGAUAAGAACAUACAAUCCUCACAACGUUGUUUUUUUAUAUCGUUUCUCUAAUUGGACUGAUUAUUUUAUUUUUAUUAUAUCCGCUUGCUUUACAGUCAACGAUAUUGCAAAAAUAGUUGCAUUUGGAUUUUGGGAUGAUUCUGAAAUGUUCAAAGCCUAUGGACUUGAAUACAAAUCAAUCUUACAGAGAACUGGAAUAAUGAAACUAUAUAUAUAUUUGAGGGAAAAGUAUGGCAGAAAACUGGUGGAUUUUAUUAUCCCCUUUAGGAUUAUAUCGCCAGGAGAAGAAUCGAAGUAUCAACAAAAUUCCCUGAGUACUUCCCUAACGAGAGCAUAUCGUGCGAACGAAAUCCAGAAACCAUUUGGCACGCCAAGAGCAUUUGCACGCUCAUCUUGGAAUAGAAUAGAUCUGGUAUCUUCCGUUAGCUUUUGGCUGGGUAUGUUUCUAUCCAUCAGAAGUUAUGAUUCAAAAGCAGGCAUAAGAAUAUUCAAACCACUUGCUAUAUUAAGAAUUCUUCGACUUGUAAAUAUUGAUACCGGUAUGCCCUCAAUUUUAAGAGGACUGAAGUAUGGUAUUCCACAGUUGAUCAAUGUUAGUUCCAUGUUAGUUUACUUCUGGAUUUUCUUUGGGAUUCUGGGAGUACAGAUUUUUCAAGGAUCUUUUCGAAGACAAUGCGUAUGGUUCAAUUCUGAAGAUCCUACUGAUACGUAUCAGUACGACAUGCAGUUCUGUGGAGGUUACCUCGAUCCUUUAACCAAACAAAGACAAAAUUAUAUCUACGAGGAUGGAUCUGAAGGCUCUGUUUCGAAAGGGUUCCUUUGCCCUCAGUAUUCUAAAUGCGUCUCCAAUGCCAACCCGUACAACGGCAGAAUCAGUUUCGAUAACAUUGUUAAUUCCAUGGAGCUCGUUUUUGUUAUAAUGAGUGCAAAUACCUUUACCGAUUUAAUGUAUUACACAAUGGAUUCAGAUGAAAUGGCCGCCUGUCUAUUUUUUAUUGUUUGCAUUUUUGUUUUAACUAUCUGGCUGUUAAAUUUACUUAUUGCUGUUCUAGUUUCAUCCUUUGAAAUAGCCAAUGAGGAAUACAAAAAGAAAAGGUUAGUAUACGGUUCAAGGAAAACAGGUUAUUUUGCUCGUCUAGUAACAGGUUACUGGAAAUAUUUCAAAUUGAAGGCAAAUCAAACCAAAUUUCCUAGCUGGUCUAAUAAAGGACUCACUAUUUACUCCCACGUUGAAUUUAUAUUUGUUAUACUUAUCAUUUGUGAUAUAGGCAUGCGCGCCUCUGUUAAAGUGAAUACUUCUACAAAUUAUAACAACAUUCUUUUAAAAACUGACAGGGGAAUUUCGAUUGUUCUUUUCAUCGAAUCAUUAGUAAGGUUGGUACUAUAUCUACCCAAUAUGUGGAAAUUUUUAAUAAAACCAAGUUACGUUUACGAUUUUAUUAUAUCAAUUAUUACUCUAGUUAUUAGUUGUCUGGCUGUCGAAGGAGUUCUCGGACAUGCGUACGCCUGGUUAUCCAUAUUUCACAUAUCCAGAUUUUACAGAGUGAUCAUUUCUUUCAACUUAACAAAAAAACUAUGGAAGCAGAUAUUAGGUAAUGGUGUCAUGAUUUGGAAUUUAUCUUCUUUUUACUUUUUUUUUACUUUUCUGGUUGCUAUAGUCAUGGCUGUGUAUUUUGAAGGCGUGAUUCCUCCCGAUGAAAUGGCAGAUCAGCCUUUUGGAAUGUAUUCAUUACCAAAUUCAUUUCUGUCUUUGUUUAUAAUAGGUUCAACUGAAAAUUGGACAGAUAUAUUAUACGCACUUCAAAAACACUCUCCUAAUAUAUCUUCAGCAUUCUUUUGUUCGGUAUUUUUCAUAAUAUGGUUUCUACUGUCCAAUUCGGUGAUCUUGAACAUUUUCAUUGCCUUAAUAUCUGAAAGUAUGGAAGUGAAAGAAGAGGAAAAAAGACCACAACAAAUUAAACAUUAUCUUAAAUUUGUCUAUCCUCAAAAGAUACAGGAAUAUACCCAUGCCAGCCUGAUUGCAAGGAUCAGAAAGAAAUUUUUUGGAAGUCAUAAAAGUGAGGAUACAAGAGAUUUUAAGCAAUUUCUUAUGCGAGGAACUGCCAUCAUGAAUAUAGCACAGAAUAUGGGAGAAUUAGCUGAUGAAUUUAAAGAGCCGCCAUCGGAAAACAUAGUCAAAAAGGGCUUAUCAAAGCUCACGAUAGGGAUUCCAUCACUAAAAAGAUUGAGAAUGUUUGCUAAUAAUCCGUUUUAUAAGAAUAGCGAUGUCGUAUUCACAGAAACGAACGACAUAAACGGGAGAACUUACAUCUUAGAGUUGAAUGAAUAUGAGGAUGAGAAACUGGAUUACUUAAAAAAGUAUCCUUUAUUCAAUUACUCGUAUUAUUUCUUUUCUCCACAGCAUAGGUUUCGAAAGUUCUGUCAACGUCUGGUACCACCAAGUACCGGAAAAAGAACGGACGGGUCACGAUUUUUCGAGGAUAGCACAGAUCUAUACAGUAAGAGGAGUUAUUUCCAUCAUAUUGAAAGGGAUGUAUUCGUUUUUAUUUUUGCACUUGCGACCAUUUUAUUAAUCGUCUGCUCAUGCUACGUUACGCCGUUAUAUCGAAUGCAUCACCAGAUGGGAACUUGGAAUUGGUCCUCGGCGUUAGACUGCGCCUUCAUAGGUGCCUUUUCAAUUGAAUUUAUUGUGAAAACAGUUGCUGACGGAUUUUUGUAUUCCCCAAAUGCCUACUUGAGGAAUCCGUGGAACUUUAUUGAUUUUUGUGUUCUACUCUCUAUGUGGAUUAACUUGAUUGCGUAUCUAAAAAACAACGGUAAUUUAUCCAGAAUUUUUAAGGGCUUGACAGCUCUGAGGGCACUCAGAUGUCUGACAAUUAGUAAUACAGCGCGUCAAACAUUCAACCUAGUUAUGUUUGAUGGUUUGAAUAAAAUUUUUGAGGCUGGAUUAAUUUCACUUAGUUUACUGUUCCCUUUUACCGUUUGGGGUUUGAGUAUCUUCAAAGGCCGCUUAGGUACUUGCAAUGACGGGAAUUUGGGUCGUGCAGAAUGUUACAAUGAGUAUUCAAAUUCGGUUUUUCAAUGGGAUAUUAUGUCUCCAAGGGUUUAUCAGCAACCAUAUCUUCAUUUAGAUUCUUUCGUAAGCGCCUUCAACUCAUUAUAUCAGAUCAUUUCUUUGGAAGGAUGGGUGGACUUGUUGGAAAACAUGAUGAAUAGCUCUGGAAUAGGUACGCCAGCUACGGCAAUGAACUCCGCAGGGAAUGCUUUAUUCCUGGUUUUGUUUAAUUUUUUAAGUAUGGUUUUCAUUCUAAACUUGUUUGUUUCGUUUAUUGUUAAUAACCAAGCAAGGACAACUGGAAGUGCAUACUACACAAUUGAAGAAAAAGCAUGGCUGGAAUCUCAGAAGCUUUUAUCUCAAGCGAAACCCAAAGCAAUUCCAAAUUUAAUUGAGUUACCAAGAGUUAGGCAAUUUUUUUACCAACUUGCGGUUGAAAAGAAAAAUUUCUACUACGCAUCAUUUCUGCAAGUAGUAUUAUACCUGCACAUAAUUAUGCUUCUAAGUCGAAGUUACGAUCCCCGAAACCUGAUAGCUUAUCAAGGGAUCUAUUUUAUGACUUCCACCAGUGUAUUUCUAGUUCAGGAAGCAUUUCACAUCUGCGGUGAAGGACCAAGAUUAUAUUUCAGGAAAAAAUGGAACAGCAUACGAGUCAGUAUUAUCAUUAUAGCUUUUAUCAUGAAUACUGUGGCAUUUCGUGUUCCGGCCUCUCACUAUUGGUUCCACAAUAUCAAAGGAUUCUUCCUUUUGGUAAUAUUUUUGUUUAUUAUACCUCAAAAUGAUACACUGACUGAAUUAUUAGAAACUGCAAUGGCAAGUUUGCCCCCAAUUUUAUCUUUAACUUACACUUGGGGAGUUUUGUUUUUAGUUUAUGCUAUUGCUUUGAACCAAAUCUUCGGAUUAACAAGGUUAGGAAGCAAUACGACUGACAACAUAAAUUUUAGGACAAUCAUCAAAUCAAUGAUCCUCUUGUUUAGAUGUAGUUUUGGCGAGGGCUGGAAUUAUAUCAUGGAUGAUCUAACUGUAUCAGAACCUUAUUGCUCAUCUGACGACAAUUCAAACUAUACAGAUUGUGGAUCGGAGACAUACGCCUAUUUAUUACUAAUGUCAUGGAAUAUUAUUUCCAUGUACAUAUUCGUAAACAUGUUUGUUUCGUUGAUCAUUGGCAAUUUCAGUUAUGUUUACCGUAGCGGUGGUUCUCGCUCUGGCAUCAACAGGUCAGAGAUAAAAAAAUAUAUCGAAGCAUGGUGCAAAUUUGAUACUGAUGGCACUGGUGAGUUGGAGCUGUCCUACCUUCCAAGGAUAAUGCAUUCUUUUGACGGUCCCCUUUCAUUUAAGAUAUGGGAAGGUAGAUUAACGGUGAAAAGUCUAGUCAAGAACUACAUGGAGGUAAACCCAGAAGAUCCAUAUGAUGUAAAAAUAGACUUGAUCGGAUUAAAUAAAGAGUUGAACACAAUUAAUAAAGCAAAGGUCAUACAGAGGAAAUUACAAUACAGACGAUUUGUCCAGAGCAUUCAUUAUACAAAUUCUUAUAACGGGUGUAUUAAAUUCUCGGAUUUAUUACUACAGAUACCUCUUUACACUGCUUAUUCUGCGAGAGAAUGUUUAGGUAUUGAUCAAUAUGUUCACCAUUUAUAUAUUUUGGGUAAAGUGGACAAGUACUUGGACAAUCAAAGAAAUUUUGAUGUUUUGGAAAUGGUGGUAACAAGAUGGAAAUUCCAUUCUAGGAUGAAGCGCACUAUUGAACCUGACUGGGAUCUUAAAAAUCGCAUGGUAUCGUCCUCUCACAUUUCUAAUAUUGAUCUAAGUCUGGAAUCUGUUCCAGAAACUAUUGAGAGAGAAUCUGUUGCAACACCCAGGAUGGAUUACGGUGUGAACAACUUUAUGUGGUCUCCAAGGAUAAAUCAGGUUGCAGCAAUGGAGCCGCCAGAAAAAACAACAGAUGAAGAAGAGGAUGGUCAAAAUUCAAACAAUCAUAUUAAUAAAUAA